This is a messenger RNA of Suillus paluster, 1156 nucleotides long. RefSeq names its product MED7 protein-domain-containing protein. Gene Ontology annotation, cellular component: mediator complex; core mediator complex. Gene Ontology annotation, molecular function: transcription coregulator activity. Gene Ontology annotation, biological process: regulation of transcription by RNA polymerase II. Bases 78 to 854 code for a protein of 258 amino acids. Lineage: Eukaryota; Fungi; Basidiomycota; Agaricomycetes; Boletales; Suillaceae. The record is from RefSeq and is a predicted model, not a curated record. The transcript has 6 exons.
CCAAACAACUACCACACGAUUUCGUGUUACUGACUCUCUGCGCAAACUCUAUAUAGUAAAACUGCACAUGAGUGCCGAUGGAGGAAGAGGAAGCCGAACUUCGUAAUCCCUUUCCCUCACCACCAUCUCACUACAACAAUUAUACGUCGCAUAACCUGAAACUACUUGCUUUGCUGAAGGAACGAAUUGGGGAUCAAAAUACUGAUGUCGGGACAGUGAACCAGCAUGAACUACUCUCAGAUCAGGCAGAAGUACCUUCAUGGUCGCUGCCCCAGCUCGAGAAACCACGAGUAGACUGGAUCCUUGAAGAAGGUCACUAUAACGUCUUUGGGGAUACGUGGUUUGUGAAAGAGACUAUCCCAUCCCUAGCUGACCUCGGGGGACAUCAGCUCUACCCUGCUGACCCGAGCGUAGAUCGACGUCCCGCGCUUCUUGCUGUACUGAGGUCCAUGCUUGUCGCGUACUCCAAUUUGACAGAUGCAAUACUUGCACCACCACCACCCCCUUCAUCAUCGACACUGCCAGAAUGGCAACGCCAUCUUGAGUGGAUCACAAUACUUGCCCAAAAUCUUAUGGCAGCUGCAAAUGAUCUACGCCCUGUUCAGGCUAGAGGACACCUUGAGCUCAUGAUGCAACGACAGCUGGAGCUGAGGCGCGAGGAAACAAAGAAUAUUCACUCGCAAUGCGAUGCCCUCGAGGCUCGGCUGUUGGGGCUGCGCUCUUCGACUCGGGAAAUGGCGGCGUCAGUCGAAGAUCAGAAGUCGACUACCAAACCCGGCAGUUCUCAGGUACAGGCAUCUGCGAUCAACGUGUCCCUUGAAGACAUGUUGCGUUGGGCAGAGGAGGUCGCAUAAGAAUCAUAGGUUCUUUUUGGCGCAGUUGUGACACAUACUUAUGUUCGUCACUGUUGUGUGUACGGCACACCCACUAAAACGCAUGGUAGGAUUUAUGAACUUGCCGACGCGCGCUGUGGUAGCGAGCGAGUCUGCAGUGAUCGUAUUCCGACGUUCAUUGCUUGGUUCGCAAUGCGCACCGUCCCUUGUCCACCAUUACAAGUCGUAAUAUAUGACGCUACAAACUCUGUUUUCACAAAAAUAAAGUUUUGCGCGAUGCAACUGUGCGUGAUACGACCUUCAGUGCGCAAUACAACCACCAG